AGAAGAACGCGUCGCGCUGCCAGCGGUUGCGCAUGCGCACAGUCGGUGCGAGUUUUGCUGUCAGUCACUGGGAGACCGCCAUGUCCAAAGAGCAACAGACCCCCCGUGAGCCUGAGCAGCUCCGAAAGCUCUUUAUCGGGGGCCUCAGUUUUGAGACAACAGAUGAGAGUCUAAGGGCCCACUUCGAGCAAUGGGGAACUCUUACAGACUGUGUGGUGAUGAGGGACCCCAACACAAAGAGGUCGAGGGGUUUUGGGUUUGUGACCUAUAGUUCGGUGAAUGAGGUGGAUGCAGCGAUGGACGCUCGUCCGCACAAAGUUGAUGGAAGAGCUGUUGAACCCAAGAGGGCAGUGUCUAGAGAAGUAGGUGUUCAUUCUGAGAAACCUUACGGUGCUCACUCCACUGUUAAAAAAAUGUUUGUGGGCGGAAUCAAAGAAGACACAGAUGAGGAACAUCUGCGCGAGUAUUUCAGCCAGUUUGGUAAAAUUGACGAGGUGAACAUCAUGACUGAGAAGAACAGUGAUAAGAGGAGGGGUUUCGCCUUCAUAACAUUUGAUGACCAUGACGCUGUUGACAGGAUUGUCAUACAGAAAUACCACACAGUGAAUGGACACAACUGUGAAGUCAGGAAAGCUCUCUCCAGAGAGGAAAUGAACAGGGUGUCAGUGAAUCAACGAGGCGGGCGAGGAGGAGGUAGUGGUAGUGGUGGUGGAAACUUUGGCAGAGGUGGAGGAUAUGGAGACGGUGGAUAUGGAGGAGGAAGAGGUGGUUACAGUGGAGGCGAUGGAUAUAAUGGCUAUGGAGGGAAUGGCGGCUAUGGUGGAGGUGGAUCUAAUUAUGGUGGCAACCGUGGUUAUGGAGGAGGCAGCGGAGGUGGUGGCGGCGGCGGCUAUGGAAACCAGGGUGGAGGCUACGGUGGCAGCAGCGGUGGCUAUGAUAACUACAACAAUGGUGGUGGUGGAGGCAACUUCGGAGGAGGCAACUUUGGAGGUGGCGGAGGCUACAACGACUUUGGCAGCUACAACAAUCAAUCUUCCUCCAACUACGGCCCAAUGAAGGGAGGAAACUACGUAGGUGGUGGAAGGAGCGGUGGUGGCCCAUAUGGCGGUGGUUAUGGAGGAGGCUCUGGUGGUGGUUAUGGAGGAGGCUCUGGUGGGCGAAGGUUUUAGAUUCCAGGGCCACAGUACUUAGAGGAGAGCCAGAGAGAGAUGACAGGGAAAGGAGAGAAGCAAGCAGGUUUACACCUAGAUCUGCCCAGCCAAGCAGUGUGGUGGCGAUAUUAACGUCUGCCAUACGAAGAGAACGUGUUCAAUAGGGGAGGAAAAUCAUGUGGGAAUGGGGCUGGGGGGUUUGAAGGUGUUUAAAAAAAAAAAAAAGGAACGUUUCAAAAGUACUCUUGUCCUGGAAGACAUUUACUAGUUUGUAGUUUUCCCUUUUUUGUCUGUGAAGUGCAAAGCAUUCCAAUGAGAUUUUAUGCAGGGUUUAAUUGUUGUUGGCUUUUCUCUUGAACCAGUAGGGUGUCUGUCUUUUUUCUUUUACAUUUCUUUUCCUUUUUUUAAUGUGAACAGUCACCAAUCAAGAUUAAAUAAACCGCUCCAGUUUUUUUA
Messenger RNA from Sinocyclocheilus anshuiensis, 1607 nucleotides. RefSeq names its product heterogeneous nuclear ribonucleoprotein A1-like. NCBI's taxonomy places the organism in Eukaryota, Metazoa, Chordata, Actinopteri, Cypriniformes, Cyprinidae. Gene Ontology annotation, molecular function: mRNA 3'-UTR binding. The transcript has 11 exons. Gene Ontology annotation, cellular component: catalytic step 2 spliceosome. Gene Ontology annotation, biological process: mRNA splicing, via spliceosome. The record is from RefSeq and is a predicted model, not a curated record. The coding region runs from base 33 to 1169 and encodes 378 amino acids.